AUGUCUCUCUCACAGUAUAUUGAUCUUUCACAGCAAAGUCUCGCCUUGUCUGCUGUGACAAUUGCAUUCAAUCCGCUCUUUUGGAAUAUUGUUGCCCGUCAAGCCGUCACCAUCUUCUCGCUCGGAAUCAUCCGCGAUCAUCUCUACAAUGACGCCCUUAGGAACCAGCCUUACUUCGCAGCUAUUCAUCAACCGUAUCUUGCCUACGGCCUCUUUGCCGCUGGAAAUGUCCUUGUCCUGUCUAGCAUGUGGGCUCUUGGUAUCACGGGCACUUAUCUUGGUGACUAUUUUGGCAUCCUCAUGGACGCGCCAGUUACUGGCUUCCCUUUCAACGUCACCAGUGCCCCGAUGUAUUGGGGCAGCACCCUGAGCUUUCUCGCAGUCACCUUGUACCAUGGAAAGCCAGCUGGCCUACUGCUGACCGCUGAGGUCUAUAUCUGCUACAAGAUUGCUUGCUUAUGGGAAGAACCCUUCACUGUUGAGAUCUACAGUAAACGCGACAGAGAAAGAGCUGCGUCAAAAAAGGAUGGUAAGGCAGCUUAA
Messenger RNA from Arthroderma uncinatum, 543 nucleotides. RefSeq lists its product as uncharacterized. NCBI's taxonomy places the organism in Eukaryota, Fungi, Ascomycota, Eurotiomycetes, Onygenales, Arthrodermataceae. Bases 1 to 543 code for a protein of 180 amino acids. The record is from RefSeq and is a predicted model, not a curated record. Gene Ontology annotation, biological process: phosphatidylcholine biosynthetic process. The transcript has 5 exons. Gene Ontology annotation, molecular function: S-adenosylmethionine-dependent methyltransferase activity.